AAAAAGAAUAAAUUGGUUAAAUAUUUUCUCUGUGCUGACAUGAGAGAUGGUGCUUGAAUUUUCGUAAUGCAAACUUGUGAAAUGACAUUGAAUCUUGAAAGAGGUUCCAUAGAAGAUGAUCAAGGACGUGCGCGCUAAAGAAACAAAUGACUCUGUGAUGAUGAGUAGCUGCUGAGAGCAGCAGUGAGAACGUUUCUGAACAGAAAGUCUCUCCGUAAGUCAUGUCAGCUUUUUGUUUCUAGGGAAAAGAAAUAACCUCUCAGAAAUAAGGGCUGCCAUUGGUGAGAUGUGUGGGAGGUAAAUUUAUGUUACGGGAUAAUAACUGAAUGUGGCUCAGGCUGCCUCAAACGUGUCAUGAGACCAGAAGGUUAUCAACGUAUUGCGAUGCAGAACAUUCUGCCUGGUCUCCACUUCAGAUCAUGUCUCCUCUGGCUGGGCAGUGACCCAAAGCACAUAACUGCAAACACUCAGGGACCGAAAACGAUGACAUUGGUCUGUUCUGCAGUUCAAAUGAAAGUCUAUUAAGAGACCUGACACUAAAAGAGAGAAGACAUUGAGGUUACAGAGCUUACAAAAACACAGAUAUGGCAGUGAAGCCUCUAAAAGGAUUAUUCACUAAAUAAUGGACUACAGUUCCCUUUUAUUUAUGUCCUGUUUAAAAAAACAUUUGCAUGCUAUGACUCGCUCUUUAAAUGAGAAAUUUGCACCAAUUUUGGCCCUUUCAAGUCAUUUUAAAACACAAAAUAAAUGAGUCAACAAGAAAGGUGGGCCACUUUUGACAUUUAGCUGACAUAUGAACUGAAUGUAUCCUCAUACGGUCAGGAGAAUUAUCUGUAAAUCCAUUACUAAUGAAAAUGAUCACAAGAUGUAGUUUUGUUGAUAUGUUCUGUUGUACUGUGUAUCAGGACAUAACCUGGCGAGACGGCUGUUUCCAGAAUGAUCUUUUCCUCUUCGAGAGUGAUCGAGGUCUUUCUCAUCCACAUGAUUCUGGCUUUCGCGCUCCAUCCUGCAGUAACUGUCCCACCAAUCGUAGGGGCAGGCGAGGGAUUAGCUCCACAGAUUAAGGUGGCCAUCUCCAAACCCUGCCUAAUCCUGCCAUCUGUCAGAGAGCAGCAAACCAGCCAAGACUCUCUCCACAAGGCUAAUUAGAAAGCCAGAAGAACGCGCUCAAGGGGGGAGGGAAAGAAAUCCACCAAACUUUUUCUGUAUUAUACUGCACCCAGUCACAAUGGAAGAGACAUACCUCCUCAAACAUCCAGGAGUCAAGAAGAAAAUUCUGGCUGGAGGCACUGGACCACUGCCUCACUUCCCACCUGGAGCAAAGCUGGUCUUCAAUUUCCAGACAUUGCUGGACAACUUUGAACGGACCGUCAUCGAUGACAGUCGACUGGCUGGCAGGCCGGCCGAGAUCUUUGUCGGAAAGAUGUUCAAGAUGGAAGUGUGGGAGCCUCUGCUGACAUCCAUGAGGGUGGGAGAGGUGGCCGAGUUCUGGUGUGAUGCCGUUCACACAGGGUUGUACCCCAUCGUAUCCAAGGGGAUGAGGCUGAUUGCUCAGGGGAAAGACCCGCUCGAGGGCCAGAGGCACACGUGUGGCAUGGGAAACGUUUUCAACUAUCACUCCACCGGUUUUCCAGAGCUUGACGAGUUAAUGAGAACUCCUCAGCCGUUGAUCUUCAUCAUGGAGCUGUUGCAGGUAGGAGACCCCUUGUCCUACCACAGAGAGUCGUGGAUGAUGGAAAAAGAUGAGAAGCUGCACACGGUGCCGACGCUCCACAUGCAGGGCAACGAUCUGGUCAAGCAGAAGAAGUUCAGAGAAGCUGCCAGCAAAUACAAAGAGGCCGUCCUGUUACUGAAAACCGUCCAAUCACGGGAGAUGCCGGGUGAUAUAGACUACAUUAACUUGGGUCGGAUGAUUGUCCCUCUGGAGCUGAACUACUGUCAGUGCAUGUUGGAGCUGGAGGAGUACUAUGAAGUUAUCGAGCACACUACUGAGCUGCUGGAGAAACACAAAGACUGUGUGAAGGGGUACUACAAGCGAGCCAAAGCUCACGCUGCCGUGUGGAACCAAAAGGAGGCUCGGAGAGACUUCAACAUGGUGGCCCAGCUUGACAUUACUCUGGCCUCGCUCGUCCACCGAGAGCUGAGGGCCCUCUCAGAGCGCAUGAAGGAGAAGUACUGGGAGGAGAAGGAGCAGUACUGGAACAUGCUGGAGAAAACUGAGAGCACAAAUGGAGAGGAGGAGAAAGAGGUCUAUGAUGAGGAAGAGAAUGAGAAAGAACAAAAAGAUGUUGAAAGUGUCACAACCGCAACCGAAGCUACAGUGGGAGAAGAAAAUGGCUCAGCUCCACUGAAAUGUUCCGAAGUUCAAAAAGAGGAGCAUAAGGUUACACCAUCUGAGGGAAUUAAAGAGGAAACAAGCUGUUCAGAGAUCAACCUCAACACUUGUGAUAAAACUGAGGGGAAGGACUGGCAGCAGAUGUUACGACUCGUCAUGUUGCUACAGAAUCAAGGAAACCUUCUCAUUAAAGAAAACCGCUUCCAAGAAGCUUCUGUCAAGUUCAAGGAGGCUUUAGAAUAUGUGGACUUCCUGCAAAAUAAGCAGGUGUGCCAGCAGGACGAGGACUGGGAGUCGUUGGAGAAAGUGCGUGUUCCGCUGAGCCUCAACAUCAGCCAGUGCAUGUUGGAGCUGAAAGAAUACCAGCAAGUGGUGGAGCUCAAUAGCACGCUGCUGAAGAGGCAUACAGAUAACUUUAAGGCCGUGUACCAGAGGGCACGAGCGCAUGCUGCGUUGUGCAACGAGAAUAAAGCUCGGAGAGACUUUGCUGCGGUGGAGAAAUUGGACCCAAAGUUCAAACCCUUUGUCCGGCAGGAACUAAAAAAGCUCAGCGAAAACAUGCGCGCUGUGCACGCUCGCCAGAACAAGACGUACUGGGAUACAACAAUGGACAAGUGGGGGCCUGACGGAAACAAAACUAAGAGUGCGGCAAGAAAGAAGAAUGUCAACGAUGCUCAGAGAGCCACUGAAGAAAAAAACGAAGCCGAUGAGAAGACUGAGGGCAAUGAGGUUCAACAGAAAGAAAGGUCAGAGGAACACUGCCUUGUUGAGACAGAGAGAGGAGAGGAUGCAGUAGCAGAGAAAAGUCCAGACCAGAAACAAGAGCAGAGCAAUAAAGAACCGGAGUGUGGGAGGGCCAGUGAAGAGGAGCCUGAUAAAGGCAAUACAGAGAGUGUUGUGGCUCCUGAAGCUGGGCCGAGUGGACCAGAUAAUCACGCAGCAGAUAAGGACAGCGAUCCUCAAGCCACCAGCUCAGGCAAAGAUAACGCAGUGAGCAAAAGAUCAGCACGUGAUAAAGGCAGAAAGAAGGUCAAAUGCCAGUCAAACGAUGCACCGAACUCACGCAGAACAAACCCAAACAACAAAGCCUCUGGUGGUAAAAGAGGGAAAAAAGGUCCCAUCAGCACAAGCCAAUAAGUCAACGAUUGUAUUGAUCCAAACGUCACAAUUAAAGUGUAGGCACAGAGAUGAAUAGAGCUAAAUCCGAGUGAGGAAAGUAAUAUAUCUGGAUGCAGAGUAACAUUAGGAAAUAUUGAUUCAUCCACUUAAAAAUCCAAAUAUAAACACAAAAGGAAAUAUUUACAUAAACCCUGUGUAUUUGGCCUCAUUUUCAGUUAAGUUGUAUUAUUAAAUUCUCAAAGGGAUCAUUGCAAUCACAUAAAAAGCACAGGCAGACAAGGAGCUUGCCAAAUACAAAGUUUUAUUUCUGUACACAAAGAGUAGAAAGCAGCCAGUAACCCACUUGUUAUUAUUACAAUAAAAAGCCUUUUUUCCUCAGAAAACUUCUUAUACAGAUUAAAAACUCCAGAGAAAAAGACAGCAAGAAGUGUGGGAGUUCUGGACAAAAACAGAAAAUCAAAACUAUUAAACUAUUUAAGUGAUUAAUGAGGUAUAGUAACGGUGAGUUUGAAAAAAAAAAAAUAAAAAAAAAAGCCUCAGUUUACCAGUAAGAUAUGAGAUUCUUCGCCUUGUUAUACAUGUUGUGUGACACACAAGUUCUUGUUAUAUGGUCUGAUGUUGCAUGGCUAAUGCAGGAGGGGUGU
Cololabis saira (Pacific saury) is the source of this 4098-nucleotide messenger RNA. RefSeq lists its product as uncharacterized. The coding region runs from base 1229 to 3472 and encodes 747 amino acids. The record is from RefSeq and is a predicted model, not a curated record. Gene Ontology annotation, molecular function: protein binding; peptidyl-prolyl cis-trans isomerase activity. The transcript has 8 exons. NCBI's taxonomy places the organism in Eukaryota, Metazoa, Chordata, Actinopteri, Beloniformes, Belonidae.